This is a messenger RNA of Lodderomyces margitis, 1383 nucleotides long. RefSeq lists its product as uncharacterized. The transcript has a single exon. The record is from RefSeq and is a predicted model, not a curated record. Gene Ontology annotation, biological process: endoplasmic reticulum inheritance; septin ring assembly. NCBI's taxonomy places the organism in Eukaryota, Fungi, Ascomycota, Pichiomycetes, Serinales, Debaryomycetaceae. The coding region runs from base 1 to 1383 and encodes 460 amino acids. Gene Ontology annotation, cellular component: endoplasmic reticulum membrane; cortical endoplasmic reticulum; perinuclear endoplasmic reticulum.
AUGCCUUCCUUUCCAUCCAAAACUAUACACAGAUCCAUAAGGGCAGUAUUUGCAACAUUAUACCUCGUAUGGGUGAUCCUUACGAUCCCACUUGCUUUUGAUGUUGGUGGGGUCAAUUGUGGAUUGGCAUUUUCAUUAACCCUACUUGUCAUUUACUUUAUUUUAACCACAAUACAACUACUAGCACGAAGAACAAGAUAUUUCAAAUGGAUUUCACUUGUAUACUAUGGACAACAUUUUCUUAUUCCAAGUUUAUUGACUUAUUUCCUCAGUUAUUAUAGUAAUGAACCCAAAAUUGAGUCCAAGUUUAAUCCAGUAUUGAUAUGGAAGUUUCUUUUAAUCAAUGCCACACCCAUUAUCACCAUCUUGGAAGGAUUUUGUUCAUUGUUGUUGAUUCAAGCAAUUGGCCAAACAGUCAACUGGUUAACCUUGUACAAGUCUGACUCGUGGUUGAUUAUAUCAUUGAUAGGAAGUGCCGUGGUUGACACCGGUGCUUUUUAUUGUUUGUACAGAAUUUAUGUUCUUCCCAUCACCAUUGACAUAUUGGAGUCAUCCCUCUUGGGCUCAUUAUUAACAUUGACAUUUGGGUUAUGUUUAUUUGGAAUCGUUAGUGGCAAAGGCUCAAUGAUUGAGUCCUCAUUGUUGUUUGCUUACAUUGUUCGAUGCAUUUAUGAAACGUUCCCCACGUUAUCCGAAGGCGCAUCAGAAGCAUUGGCAAACUUGUUAACACUGGCAACUCAAAAUGUCCGUAAUGAAAUACCAAAGAUUCCUCCAUCGAUUAUGAAUCCUAUAUCAGAACUCGUGCCAUUUUUGACAAAGACUUUUCCUCUUUCAUUGAAAGGAGUUUGGGAAUAUUUAAUUGAAGCUUCGCAGAAAUUGCCCUUGUCACUAUUACUCAACCUUGUUUAUCGAAUUGGUGUUUUUUAUGCAGCAACCAAGAUCAUCCCUUCUUUGUACAAGUCAGCAUCCUAUCCAUCAUCAACACCGUUACAUCCACGCUCACGUGAAACUUCAAGCACUCAUCUAUCUUCGCUAAAUUCAAAUGAAAGAGUGCCCUUGAAAACAAGAAAAUCAUUCCACCUCAAGCCGCCACAUCAUCAACCACCAUCGGCAUUUAUACGGCUCAUCUAUGCGUAUUCACCAUGCUUAGUGAUUACAGUCUACACCCAUCUAAUGUUGUCAUAUAUUGGUGAGUUGGGGGUUGAGUUACAAGUAUGGCCAUUAUAUGGGAACUCGGGUACUAGAAUAGUAGUCCAUCCAUGGAAGUUUUGGAACUGGAUCAAUAUGGGAACAACAUUGAUCCUUUAUGUUGCCGAGUUGCUGAACAACGAGAGUUCGUCAGGUGGCGGCAAUAGUUUAACGAGCCACUGGAAAGUAGAGUAG